Molecule: messenger RNA, 676 nt
Organism: Danio aesculapii
Lineage: Eukaryota; Metazoa; Chordata; Actinopteri; Cypriniformes; Danionidae
Gene: gng13a
Product: guanine nucleotide binding protein (G protein), gamma 13a
Exons: 3
Coding region: 309-512 (67 amino acids)
Biological process (GO): phospholipase C-activating G protein-coupled receptor signaling pathway; sensory perception of taste
Cellular component (GO): heterotrimeric G-protein complex
Molecular function (GO): G-protein beta-subunit binding
Source: RefSeq, a predicted model, not a curated record
UACUCUUAAGCCGAUUCUCCCUGGCAAAGACUAGGUGAGGCCAAAAAGCAUCAUUAACAUUUAAUUUGCAUGUGUUUUACAUAGAAGUACAAUGAGGCCGGCGAGCUACACAUCUCUCCUAUUACAUCUUAUGAUGUAGACUGAAAAUUUGAGUAACAAAGCAGUUUGAAUGCUCCUAAACCUCGGUGUCAGGUGUGUUUAAAUCUCUGUGUGCACAAAGAAUAAAGCAUUCAACCUCAAGCUAUUCACACAGGAACUAUUGACUAUCCCAACACUUCGUUUCUGAGCGACAUAACUCCAAAUUGACGAUGGAUGAGCUGGAUGAAGAUCAGCUGAAGAAUCAUGUGGAAAGUCUGAAGCAACAGCUCAAGUAUAACCGAGUCAACACCUCCGUCUCUGUUCCAGAGUUAAUUAAAUGGAUGGAGGAGAAAAUGACCGAGGAUCCAUUUGUGAAUCCAGAUGCCCUGAAGGACAACCCAUGGGUGGAGUCAAGCAAAUGUGUAAUACUCUAGCAGAAGAGCUGUCGAUCAUCACUGUGGCAACAGGAGUGGCUGACUUUGAAUAUGAUUAAGAUGCAAAUGAACUCAACUGCUUUGUUUUGUUUACUCUCAUGACAAUAAGAAAAGAAAGCAGAUGUUUCUCAGUGAAAACAUGUAUUUAUAAAAGUGUAAGACAA